AUGUUCCCUAAUGCUAGGCUUUUGAUGCAUGGCUUGCUGUGGCUGUCAUAUCUGGGAGAAGGCACGGCGUCUAUGACACCCGGCGUUGCACAACCAGGGACCUUGUCUCCCCGGUCAAGGGCUUCUUGGAAGACUGCAGGAAGAAGUGGAGUAAUUGAACCGGCAAAUGGAUUGCAUCAUUGCAAGCGCUUGCUUGACACCAUAUCGAUGGGAAUAAUUAUAAAGGAUGCACAAACUAGCAAAAGUCUAUUAGCCAAUAGGCAUGAAGUGGAAAUCGCUGAACCAAACUUCCAGGCUUUAUUCACCGUUUCAGUCAACUGGGCCAACUCUUAUGAUAUUAUACCCAUAUCUUUCCAUAAAGAAACCGCUAUUGCCAAUAGAGAGGGUUCUAGGGUUUGGAGUCACUACCAUAGUAAGCGACGCAUGAUCAAUGAAACUAUUAAUAUUUCAUGUCACAGCGACCAGAGGGGGCACCCUGAGGUCGUACACCUCAGGAUCCUCUCUUCUUGGGAAGGAAGGGGACUUUCAAGAUCCUUGGCAGUCCUGAGGAUGUCGAGUUCCGUCCUUCCAAGAAGAUACCAUCGGUCUUCAGGAUUCUGCUCCAGUUCACAAUGCCAGGUCAACUCAGCAGAGGCUGCAGAAGAACAUUCCAGAGUUCAUCUCUGCCGUGGAUUGGCCCUCAGGAUGACCUCAUCUCAACCCACUAGAUUAUCGGCUUUGGUCCGAACUGUAGAGGAUGGCAUGCCACAGAGCACACCCUAA
Messenger RNA from Nezara viridula (southern green stink bug), 762 nucleotides. NCBI's taxonomy places the organism in Eukaryota, Metazoa, Arthropoda, Insecta, Hemiptera, Pentatomidae. The record is from the annotation of a GenBank genome assembly.